GGGCCCGAAGUAGAACGGAGGGGAAGGAGCGCAUGCGCAUAUGGUGUACGACUCGGCGGUUGCGAAGCUAGCAAGGGUUGAAUAACGGACCUUGGGGCAAAGCCAUUUCCCACCCCCCUAAAGGGGUGUGUGGGUAGGAGAUAUUGGGAAAACCCAUGUUCCUUCGGCGCAGGGGUGAAAGCAGGUAUAUGCUACAAGCUGGAGAGGUGUGCCUGCACUGUCCGCGAUUCAGCCGGGUCAGUUCUGAUGACUAGAUGUUUAUUGCAGAGUCGUCGUAUCUCUUCGAGGAGAAUGGGAGGUGCGGUCUGGUGAAACACGGCCAUUGACAUGUAGACGGACGUGCUUUAGAUGAUGGUCGCUGCUCUUCUUGGAGGAGGAAAUCUAUUUUGGUCAAUGCUCAUUUGCAUAGGUACUGUUUUUACGGACUGCCAGGAUGCCUACCCUGGAGCCAGAGCAGCUGGCCAUCAGGGAAAUGCGGGAGGCUGAGGCAACAGUAGUCCUGGAACUUCUGAAGGAUGGAUUCAAAGAUACGGAGAAUCGGCUGAUACUGUAUGUACUGACACGGCCCUUGGCGUUGCUGCUGAUGGCGGUGGUGAGCAGUGGCCUGCGCUUCUUCCUGAACUCUUUCGUGGUGGCCCUUGUGCUGCCGGUGUUGCUCACUGUCGUGGCUCUGAAACUUCUGCUGUGGCGCUCACCAGACCUGAAGCACCUGUAUGCCUACUACAAUGCAGCCCAGCGUGGGCUCUGGGUGGCUGUGUAUGACGAGGACGACGUGUGUGGCUGUGUGGCUCUGGAGCCCCACAGCGAGGAGCCCCGCACUGCUGAGCUCAAACGCCUGGCUGUCAACCGCUGGUAUCGGCGUUCUGGUGUAGGUCGCUGCCUCCUCAACUUCCUAGAAGCGCAGGCUCGUGCACAGGGCUUCAAGUACCUGGUGGCCCGGGUUUCAGUGGUCACCAAGGCAGCUAUUGGGCUCUUUGAGAGUAGUGGCUACAGUGUCAGUGGUGGGCGCCGAUGGCUGGGCUACACAGUUCAGCAGGAGUUCAGCAAGGAGCUUUAGCCACUGUGCCUGCUAGUUAGCCACUGGGCUACUAGCUAGAGACCCAGGCAGGGACAGUAUGUGGCCUUGACUAAUUAUGCCCCUGAAUGGGGAAAGCACAGAGCUCCAGAAUCAGGCUGUGGUGGUGAGCAAGCCCCAUCUCUUGGCCCCAAACAUGGUGGCCCCUCUCAGCAAGGUGGCGUUCUUGGCCUGGGAAUUAGUGGGGGUAUUUUGCAACCAUGAAUGAAAAGCUAAUCGGGAUAAAGGAUUGAGCCUUGCGUGUCAAUAAGACUUUGUUCCUUUUAGGGGUUCCAAGUAAAGCUAUCUCAGUUUAUUCACCCUCAGGUUGGGGAACAAGAACAAACACAUCACCCUUUCCUCCUGGUCAGGCCAGGGCUGUGUGCCUACUCUACACUCAACACAUUCAAAUUUUGCACUAAGGCAACCUCAAAAUUCCAUGACUUGAAUAAAUUAUGUAAAUCAUGCAAAUUUGGAAAGAUUGCCUUGCAUAAUUUAAUCCCAUUCUGUUAGCCGUGAAAAGUGGGGGCAGUACUAUUCAGAAGACUCCCUUGCAAGCCCUUCUGAAAGCACACACUAUUUCUAAAACUUCACCCAGAUCUGCCCAUGUCUUAGAGUAGUAGAUGGAAGGCACGGGUUCAUUAAAUAGAAUCUGAGAAGGGGUUAAGGAGUCCAUAUAAUGCUAACACUCGCGUGGCAGGCCUUCUAUGCCUGCCUGCUCCUCAUGGCCAUUCUGUCCCAUGCGGGUCUCCUGAUGGUUCGCUAGCUCGAUAGCUCUUCUUUUCUUCCCUCUGUUCCUUCUUCCUUUCUCCUCUCCCUUCUUUUCGAACCACCUUAACUGCCUCCUUCCCAAUAUUCCACCCCCUUGGCAACGGUUGCUUAGACCCUGUUGCCUGGAUACGCCCUCUGACAUCAGCUACAUUAUCUUCACAACUCUGAGAAAAAGGUGAAAGCUAAGAUUUCUAAGAUGUUGAGUUGCGGAGAUUUGCACUGCUCUGUUUUCAUAUGAUAUUUUUUUUGUCUCCUACUAGAUUCUGUAGUCCAAAGGUGCCCCCCCCACACACACAGGUUUUGUCACUUAAUUUUUGUCACUUACCUAUAUGUAGUCAUUUGGUGGUGAUUUUGAGGCAGGUUUUGCUACUGUAUGAGGUCAUUCACACAAUCAAAAACUGUUCUACCCAGGUUUGAGAGCUGUGUGCGCUCCCAAUUUUUGGUUGUGUGGAAACAAGGUUGAAGGAAAAGCUAUCCAGGUUUUCCUCCUA
Messenger RNA from Hemicordylus capensis (graceful crag lizard), 2316 nucleotides. It is a transcript of the gene NAT14, whose product is annotated as N-acetyltransferase 14 (putative). The coding region runs from base 434 to 1057 and encodes 207 amino acids. The transcript is spliced from 4 exons. Lineage: Eukaryota; Metazoa; Chordata; Lepidosauria; Squamata; Cordylidae. Gene Ontology annotation, molecular function: N-acetyltransferase activity. The record is from RefSeq and is a predicted model, not a curated record.